CACAGCGGCACCAGCAAACAGUUAAAGCAGUUGACAUUCCGCCAGCGGGCGCGGUGACAAACGGCAGCGGCGACGGCAACGGCAACGGCUGCGCUGGCGGCUGCUGCUAAGCUUGUUGUUGUUGUUGUUGUUGGCGGCAGCGGCAGCGGCAGAAACGGAGGCAGAGGCAGAGGCAGGUACAACAAUGAUAAGCACAUCCGGUUCGCAGACAUAACACUUUGGGGCGGAAGAGAACGGCAUGGUGAAAAUGGAGUCCACUGAGGAACAGGAUAGAAAGCUUGUCUUGGAGUUUUGCCAUUUGCUAGAGAAAUCCAAACAGCUCUUCAAUGGACUCAGAGAUCUGCCGCAGUAUGGGCAUCGGCAGUGGCAAGCCUAUUUUGGACGCACCUUCGAUGUCUACACAAAGCUCUGGAAAUUUCAGCAGCAACAUCGCAUGGUCCUCGACUCCAAAUAUGGACUGAAACGCUGGCAAAUUGGCGAAAUAGCCAGCAAAAUCGGACAGCUUUAUUAUCACUAUUAUUUAAGAACCAGCGAAACGAACUACCUGAACGAGGCGUAUCAGUUCUAUGCGGCCAUACGGGGACGUGCGUAUUAUUCGCGCGCUGCUAAGGAGGAUCGGCCGGAUUUGAUGGUGAAGAAGCUGCGGUAUUAUGCACGCUUCAUAGUCGUCUGUCUGCUGCUGAAGAAGAUGAAGCUGGUGCGGGAGCUGGUCACGGAGCUGGAGAAACAAAUACAGGAGUACACGAACACUUACGAGCCGGAAGAUCAUUUGGAAUGGACGAUGGUGCUGGGGGAGAUCAAGGGCUUCAUUAAGGCCGAGGCGGCGGUGGCAGUACUCCAUGCCGAUUCCAAUCCCAUCAUAUUAUCGCACAGUGGUUCCGGUUCUAGGUUAUCGCCGCUGACGACGCCGCCGUGCGAGAGAUCGCCGCACAUGACGCUCAGUUUGCAGGAGAUCCUGAUCGUUGGAUCGGCAUGCGAGCAGGCCAAGUUCUCCGAGCUGACGAUGGACAUGUUUAGAAUGCUGCAGACGCUGGAACGUGAACCGACGGAAGCGGCAACGAAUCCGCUGAGCAUGUCCCAUGGCCUGCACGGGCACGAUGCGAGUCCGGCGGCCGGUCGCAUACCACCAUACGUAUUGCCCGGCUCCAAGGGCUAUUUGGAGAAUGGCCGUAAUUUUCGAGACAAUCCACACAAAUAUCUAAUGUACAAGCCUUCGAUUAGCCAGCUGCUGGUCUUUCUGGCCAGCGGCUUUAAGGAGCUGCCUUUGGGUGGUGCUCUACUCCUGUACAUGUCAGCGGACGGCUGUUUCUCCACCACAAAGCAUCCCGAGGACUAUGGCUACGAGCUGGGCGGCGUGGGCACCAGUGUGAAGCGCGACAGCGUCGAUGGCGGCGGCCUAUCCUGUCGCGGCAAGUCCUACAAGGAGGGCCACUGCCUAUAUCCGGGCGAUCUAUAUCCCUUUACGCGCCGGCCCAUGUUCGUCAUCAUCGAUUCGGAUAAUUCGUUUGUCUUUCAGCAUAUACCCCGCUACUUUGGCCAGCCGCUGGUCGUUCUAAUGUCGCCGCAAGAUGUGCCGCCCGCUUUUCAAGCUGAUGUACAGCAACAUGGGUCGCUGUUCACGUUGUUCCUGCACUCCCCGCUCACGGCGCUCUGCUACAUAUGCAAUGUGGGAGAUGUGCCCAUCCAUCACUGGGAACGCUGCCAGACCUAUGUGGAUCGCUUCAUAACCGAAGCGUCGCGCCUGGUCACGCGUUGUCGCAUCGAUGAGAUCGAACAGGGCAUAGGCUUUAUCGACUCCUCCUAUGUUCAGUUCUUUGGCGACGAUUUUCUGCGCACACUCAUUCUACGUUUCGUCUUCUGUGAUGUGGUGCUGCGUUUGCAUCGCGGUUUCCGUGGACGCCACAUGCGACCGCGCUGUGAGCCCCAGCUGCCGGCUAACGAACUGCUCGAACAUCCCUCGCUGUCGCACAUCAUUUUCCAGCUGGCAUCGGCGCUCGAUGUGCGCGGCCAUUUCUCGGAGGGACCCGAGUGCGACUGA
Drosophila montana is the source of this 2038-nucleotide messenger RNA. RefSeq names its product protein SCAI. Gene Ontology annotation, cellular component: nucleus. The coding region runs from base 239 to 2038 and encodes 599 amino acids. Gene Ontology annotation, biological process: DNA-templated transcription. The transcript is spliced from 10 exons. Lineage: Eukaryota; Metazoa; Arthropoda; Insecta; Diptera; Drosophilidae. Gene Ontology annotation, molecular function: transcription corepressor activity. The record is from RefSeq and is a predicted model, not a curated record.